Messenger RNA from Vollenhovia emeryi, 5630 nucleotides. It is a transcript of the gene Oseg2, whose product is annotated as intraflagellar transport protein 172 homolog. NCBI's taxonomy places the organism in Eukaryota, Metazoa, Arthropoda, Insecta, Hymenoptera, Formicidae. The coding region runs from base 182 to 5380 and encodes 1732 amino acids. The record is from RefSeq and is a predicted model, not a curated record. The transcript is spliced from 14 exons. Gene Ontology annotation, biological process: intraciliary transport. Gene Ontology annotation, cellular component: ciliary basal body; axoneme; intraciliary transport particle B. Gene Ontology annotation, molecular function: protein binding.
CAGUGCAGGAACAGAAAACAAACCCAUUGUCUGCAGCUGUGGUCAGCGUAGUGGGAAUUCUGUCGCCAGGCAACCAACGUGUACACACGAGUGCUAUACACCUGCUUUAUGUCAGUACUGUACGGGUAACUUGUAAAUAAUAUCAAGAUAACUAACAAUACUACUGUAAUUGAAAAUCAACAUGCUGCUGAAAUAUUUAGGCACCGUCAUGUCAGGACAGGAGUUUGAAAACAGGGUGGUCAGCAUAGCAUGGUCGCCGAACAAUUUGAAGUUAGCCGUGGCAUCUUCGGAUCGUUCCAUUUACCUUUUCGACGAGAACGGCGUAAAGCGCGACAGAUUUUCCACAAAGCCUGUUGAUCCUAAGUUUGGUAAGAAGAGCUACAUGGUGAAGGGAAUAGCCUUCUCUCCAGAAUCCACGAAGAUUGCGGUUGGCCAAACCGACUGCAUUGUAUACGUAUACAAAAUAGGAGAGGACUGGAGUGACAAGAAGGUGAUUUGCAACAAGUUCCGACAAAGUGCCGCGGUGACUUGUUUGAUCUGGCCAACCGACGGUCCGAUCAUCGUAGGAUUGGCGGAUGGAAAAGUCCGCGUGGCAAUGGUCAAGUCGCAGAAGGCGCAAACCUUGUAUACCUCCGACACCAUGACGAUAGCUUUGGCUAGCAACGUCCGUGGCAACGGCUUUUUGUCGAGCCACGCCGACGGCAGCAUCAUCCGAUAUUAUAUCGCCGAAGACGGUGGCGCGGAGCCAUCGGGACGCGUGUGCGUCCACGGAGUGCCCGCUUACGCCCUGGCGUGGCCGCAGUCGCACAUUUUGGCAGCUGGUUGCGACAAACGGCUGACUAUAUACGACCCGUACGGCAAGCCGGUCAAAACUUUCGACUUCAGCCGGGACUCCCAAGAGAGAGAGAUCACCGUGGCCUGUUGCAGCCCGAGUGGCCAGAGCGUCGCCGUAGGCUCCUGGGACAAAUUGCGUAUCUUCGAUUGGACGCCACGAAGAAGCGUUUGGGAAGAGACCAACGUGCGCGACCUGCCCAAUUUCUAUACCGUCACGGCACUCUCCUGGAGACGAGACGGCUCGAAAUUGAUAGUAGGGGGACUGUGCGGCGGCGUCGAACAGUUUGAGACUAUUUUGAGACGCACAGUAGUUCGUGGUAGUCACGAGGUGGCCUACGUGGGCCCCAGCCAAGUGGUGAUUCGGCCCCUGAACGACUCCUCGCAGCGUCCCAUCGUCAUCAGAUCGCAGACGGGUCUGGAGAUCGAAGACGUGCGCGUCCUGGGGCGCAGGGACAACAACGUGGUGGCUCGGACGGCGCACACUUUGUUGAUCGGCGACAUCGAACUGGGUCUGAUCAGCGAGAUCCCGUGGGAAGACCGGUCUGGCGGCGAGAAGUUCUUCUUCGAGUAUCCAGUCGUAUGCUUGAUCUUUUGCUCCGGCGAGCUGACGAUCGUCGAGUACGGCCAGAACGAAGCGCUCGGCUCCGUGCGCACCGAGGCGGUGAAUCCGCACGUGGUUAGCGUGCGCGUGAACGAGCGACCCACAGCUGGCGGGGACGAUAAUAAGAAGCUGGCCUAUCUGCUGGAUCCAAGAACUGUUCGCGUGAUCGAUCUGCUGUCCGGCGCGACCAUCAGCAUGAUCGUUCACGACGCUCGCGUCGACUGGUUGGAACUGAGCGAAGCAGGUCAUCGGCUGCUGUCGCGUGACAAGCGAGGCCGCCUUUGGCUGAGCGAUGACACGAGUGGCAGAGUCUUGUUGGUGACCGGGGCAUCCUUUGCCUCCUGGGUAACUGGUAGCGACGUUGUCGUCGCUCAGACGGCUCAAACAUUGGCCGUUUGGUACAACGUAGACGCACCAGAGGCGGUUACGCUGACGCCGAUCAAGGGCGACGUGGUUGACAUUGUCCGAGAGGAUGGUCGGACGUCCGUGAUGGUGGAGGAACACGGUGCUAAGGUGGCAUAUCCGUUGGAUGAAGGAUUGAUCGAAUUCGGCACCGCGUUGCACGACAAUGAUUUCGGCAGAGUCAUCCUGUUUCUGGAGAACAUGGGCGACGGUCCGCAAGUGGAGACCAUGUGGGAGAACGUCGCUACAAAUGCGAUGAACGAGAAGAAGCUCAUGAUAGCUGCCAGGUGCUACGCUGCGAUCGGCGACGUGGCUUGCGCGAGAUUUCUGAAGGAGACUGCCGAGAUUGGUGAAAAGUAUGCCGAGGAGACGGGUAACGAGCCACUGAGCAAUCCGGACUGCUGGGCCCGGCUGGCCAUACUGAAUGGUGAUCUAAAAACCGCCGAAGCGAUUUAUUUGGAGCAUAAUGAGCUAGACAAGGCGUUGGACAUGUAUCAACGCUACUGGCGCUGGGAGGAUGCCCUAAACCUGGCUCAGAGUCGUAACUGGAGUGGCUUGUCAGAAUUGCGGGACCGUCACUUAGCUUGGUUAUUGGACAGCGGUCAAGCGGCUCGCGCGGCUUCCAUCAUAGAGACUACGAAUCCCAGGAGGGCCGUCAAGCUUUAUCUGGAAGCUCGCCGACCUGGACGAGCCGCCAGAUUAAUACUUGCCGACAACGAGUUACUGGAGGACGAAAGAGUCGUCGAGGAGGUCAUUAGUGGCCUCAAGGCCACCGAUCUCGCCGAACUCGCUGGGGAACUGCUGGAGAAGACCGGCGCCGGUUCCGAGGCGAUCAAAUGUUAUGCGCAGGCCGGUGUCUUCGCGAGAGCCCUCGACCUAGCACGUAAAAUUGAUCCCACCUUGGUGGUUGAAUUAGAAAGGGAUUGGGGAAAACAUCUGUCGGCCAGUGGCCACUACGACGCCGCUAUCAAUCACUUCAUCGAGGCAGGAGAGACGGUACUAGCGUUAAAGGCCGCUAUUAAUGCGCGACAAUGGCGGAAAGCUUUGCAAAUUAUUCAGGUGAUCGAAGACGACAAUGAGGAAAUCCGCCAGCAAUGCGAAAAGCUGGGCGAAUACUUCUCAUCGAUCGGCGAACGGAGCUUGGCAGAAAGCCUGUUUAUUCGCGCCGAAAACGCCAAACGCGCAGUAGAUAUUCAUAUUCAGUCUGGUGACUGGAUGCGGGCGCACCAAGUGGCGCAAGAACACAUGAAGAGCGACGAGGCCAACCAGGUGCUGGCAAAGCACGCCGAAAACCUGCAUCAGACCGGCGAGCUCCGCCACGCCGAGUCUCUCUACGUGGCGAUCGGCGACCAUGAUGCGGCAAUUGCUAUGUACCGCAAAGCGGGAAACCGCAGUGACAUGAUCAGGCUGGUCUCACAGCACCGAUCUGACCUACUUCAAACUACUCAUAUGCAUCUGGCGAGAGAGCUAGAUACAGCCGGCAAGCCAAGGGAAGCCGAAGAACACUUCCUAGGUGCUGGUGAUUGGCGGGGGGCGGUUACAGCUUACAGAUCCGCGAACAUGUGGGAAGACGCACUGAGAGUCGCCAAAAAAGCUUCGGGAGAAAAAGCGGCACAGCAGGUCGCUUUAAUGUGGGCGCGAACAUUAGCCCCGGAACUAGGCGCAAGACUCCUGAUGCGACUGGGUUACCUGGAACCCUGCCUGCAACUGGCAUGCGAAGCCAGCCUGUUUGACUGGGCCCUGGAGAUCGCCAAAUACGGCACGAUAGACCAGAAGAAGGAGGUACACUACCGCUACGCAAUGGCGUUGGAGGACGAAGGUCGUUUCGCCGAGGCCGAGAAGGAAUUCGUGCAGGCCGGCAAGACUAUGGAAGCGGUACAGAUGUACAUCCACAGCCGCGACUGGGAGUCCGCUGAAGACGUUGCGCGAUCGCACAGCCAGGAAGCUGUGGCGCAGGUCUUGAUCGCCCGCGCCGCCGAGGCCGCCGAGGGCCAGGAUUACGCUACAGCGGAGACUCUUCUCCUGAGGGCCCACAAGCCGGAGAUAAUAAUAGAGCAUUACAAGACAGCCGGAAUGUGGUCCGAGGCACUGCGAGUAUGUCGAGAAUAUUUGCCCAGUCAGGAGGCGGCACUGCGCAGAGAGUUAGGUCAAAGGAGUGCAGGACUGGACGGAGCAAACGCAUUGGAGGAAGCUCGGAAAUGGCUCGACCUCGGGGAAGUACGACCUGCCUUGGACACCCUAAUAUUGAAUCCGCAGGCGCCGAGAUCGUAUCUUAUUCGUGCGGCUGACAUUCUUCUACAUCAGGCGGAUCCCGAAACGGCAGCGGAAGUCGGCGGUGACCUGGGUGCGCGCUUAUUUUCCGUUGGUGAAUAUGCGCUCGCUGCUCAGGUGUUCCUUCAAGCGGACCGACUGAAAGACGCGGUAAGUUCGUUAGUGUCGGUCGGCGAGUGGGAUCGUGCGCGACGAAUCGUCCGCGAGCUCGCUCCCGAUCUUGAGCCAUAUCUGGAGGAGAAAUAUCGAGACGCCAUGACGAACGAGGGUGAAAUGGAACGGCUGGCAGAAGUGGACGGUAACGCUGCCCUCGAGAUGAUGGCGCGCAAAGGUCAAUGGAGUCAAGUGUUCGACGCCGCAAGCUCGCAAAGUCCGGAGGUGCUGCACAGAUUUGUGGCACGGCGCGCCGCACAAUUGCUGAAGAACGACGCAGCGCCGCAAGCCUUGCAACUUUACGCGCAAUACGGCGCACCCGCGAUCUCGCAGAACUUCAAUCUGUAUUUGCAAUUGGCCGAGAGUAUCCUGAAUGCGACGCAGCAAGAAUACAGAUAUCUGGCACAACUCCGUGAUAUUUUACACGGUCUCUACCGUUCCUCACCAUCCUCCGAGAAAUUCGAGCGUCUUCUGGAGGCCGCUCACUUCUCGGCGGUAAAGCACGGCUGCCGUUCGUUUCCGACGCUCUCUGGCAUUGUGGUCAAAGCGUCGGUCAGUCUUCUGCGACACACCGACAUUCUUCACGCCGAUAGAUACUACUACGAAGCCGGUGUCGCUGCCCGUACCGCCGGUCUACUGAGCGAAGCCUUCGUUUUCCUGAACCAUUUUCUUGAUCUGGAGGAGUGUAUCGAGGAGCAAGGCGACGGCAACGUCUUAGACGUGGACGAUCUGCGUGUCACAGACUUUCCGUUAGAGGUCCCGCUUCCAGAAAAACUCGCUCUCACGACAGAUCAACGCGAGGAGGCGAGAGAAUGGGUGCUAGCGGUGUCUAUGGACCAAAAGAUCGAGCAAGGUCUACCGGUCGACCAGAGAGGCGUGUACGUGGGCUCUGUAACAUCGCCCGCAAACUCUGGCGCGCCUCUUCAGCAAUGCGUAAUCACGGGAUACCCUGUGCGCGGCCCGGUUAUCAGAUUUGACGAAACCAGCCGCGUGGCUGACCGCGACGACUGGACCAAAUUAAUGAAUACGGCCCGACAGGCAUCCCCGGAUUCUCCGCUAAACGACAUUUUAGUAUUUCUUCAAGACUGGUGCGGCACAGCACCCAAGUACUCGUUUUAAAAGAGGAAACUUCAAACUUUUUAGUCUUAAUUGGAAGUUAAUGAAGAUAGAACAUGAUAAAAAAAAUUAAGAAGAUUACAAAACUUUGGAAUGUAAGUGAUGGGGUAUUGUAUUGAUGUGCGCUUACACUCUUAAUUAGCUGUACGUAAUAACGUUCUUGGCAAUAUGUCUCAUUUUACUUACGAUUAGUCGAGAUCUGAAUUAUCUUCAGAAAGAGACUUAUAUCUCUUUAAUAAAAAUUAAUUAUUUC